UUGACAUAACAAAAGACGUCGCGAUUUGCUUGCCCACGUCUUGUAAAUUGUACGUUUCUGUCUUCAUUUUCUAUCAUUUAUCUUAUUAAAUAAUAUUAAUUUCAAUUUUUAUCAACAAUGAAUCAUGAAAGCAGGCAGUUGGCACAAGAUUUCUUUUUACGCGAACCGGCAGAUGCCCGAAUACGAAAGCCUAAGGUUGAACCGGAGGAGGAAUCGCACCCUAACCUCAGGGUGGAAAUGCAGACAGUUCGUCUGAAUCCAGAUUCACAGAAAUUAGUUUUGGACACACUGAGGUUCAUUCAUGGCCCUGACUUUAAACUUGGAAGUGCCAGCUUAUAUAAAGAUAAAGGUUCAAACCUAGGCAAGCGAUAUUGGAUGGAGAGGGGUAACCUGGUGGUCCAAGGAGGCUGUGACUACUCUCUAACAACUAAACCUGUUAUAGAGACAUCAGAAGCUCGGCUCAGAGCCUUUGCACUAGCUAAGAUGGAAAGAUACAAUUUCCACAAAGCACAUUGUGCGGAAGCAUUAGAAGUAGCUGCUGAGAAUAUAGAAAAAGCCCUGGAAAUACUCUUCUUAAAGUACUUCAAAAUUAACUUCCAAGAGAAACCAGAAAAUGCACCUGGUUCUGCAGAAUUAAUCGAAAUGAGAAUGGACGAAAAAGCUGUACUGGAAUCAAUAUAUGACACCAGUUUCAGAAUCAAAGAAAACAAUAUAUGGAUUGUCAAAUUGAAUCUGGAUUACCUAACAAAAAUGUAUGAUGUAAAAGAAGUGGAUGUCCCUAAGAGAAAACUUAACACAAACUACAAUAGUAAUUUUAAAACGAAAGAAAAAGAGGUUUGCAAGCUCUUUCUAAGAGGCCCUUGUCGGUUUGGUGCUAAAUGCAAGUUUCUACACGAGUCUAAAGAAGUAAAAGCUCCAGUCGCCCCUGACCCUAAAGACGCUACAAAAAUAACUUAUGAAUUAGAAAUAAGGUUCUCUGAAGACACUGUGUACCCGUUCCAACCGCCUUUAAUAUUUUUCAAAUCAGAAAACAAAACAACUAUUAUACCAGAACUCACUUUCUUAAAAGUGACGUUACGGUUGCUUGAUGAAGCAAAAGCUUUAGCCCAAGAUGGUAUACCUAGUAUAUACUCUUUGGUAGAACUUUUGAAUAACGAGGAAGAUAUACUCAACUUUAUUAAAUUUGAUACUAGAACUUUUCCGGAAACAUCCGAUCCUUUAUUCCCACAAUUAAUAGACAAUUCUAGUUUAAGUGAAAAGCAGUUACCAUUACAUUACAAGAAGGGUAAAAAUAGAGAUAAUAGGUCGAAUAUUAACUUUGAGCAAGUGCUAGAAGAGAAUAGAAGUAUAGCUAAGAGAUGGAAGGAGAAAAGAGAGAACGAUAGGUACAAUAGGAUGAUGGCUGGGCGGCGGAAACUGCCAGCUUGGAAGAAGAAGAAUGAAAUCUUGAAUACAAUACAGAAGUCACAGGUAGUAGUCAUCAGCGGAGAAACAGGCUGCGGUAAAAGCACACAAGUACCUCAAUACAUACUGGAUAACUGGCUGGAUAACUUUCACAAGGACGGUAACGAACACGUCGAGAUCGUGUGUACCCAGCCGAGAAGGAUAUCAGCUAUCGGUGUGGCUGACCGAGUCGCUGAGGAGAGGGUUGAGAAGACGGGACAAGUUGUUGGAUAUCAGAUACGAUUGGAAAGCAAAGUUUCGUCUAAAACUCGCCUCACGUUCUGCACAACGGGUAUAUUACUGCGGAGAUUAGAAUAUGACCCUCAAUUACAGUCCGUCACACACGUGUUGGUUGAUGAAGUCCACGAGAGGUCUGAGGAGAGUGACUUCCUCUUGCUUAUAUUGAGGGACCUUAUCAAAGUUAGGAAAGACUUGACGGUCAUACUCAUGAGUGCUACGUUGAACGCUGAUUUGUUCUCCGAAUACUUUGACAAAGCCCCAGUUUUGGAAAUACCGGGUCGAACUUUCCCUGUGGAGCAAUUCUUUUUAGAAGAAAUUAUGGAGAUGACUAAUUAUGUGUUAGAAGAAAAUGGCCCUUACGCUAGAAAAGUGAAAAAAGGUGAAAGAAAACAGGAUUUAGAAACGGAGUUAGAAACAUGUGAUCUACGCGCAGAAGCUAACGAGCCGCCGAAGAUAUCAAUACGAGAUGACCAUCUUAAUAUAGCGCAGAUGGUCGCCAGGUACCCGCACGUUAGCAAGACCACCUGCAAGAAUAUGUAUCUAAUGGAUAGUGAGAAGAUAAACCUAGAGUUAAUAGAACAUGUGUUAGGCUACAUAGUGAACGGUGACCACGAUUGGCCGCGAGAGGGCGCCAUACUGGUCUUCUUGCCUGGUAUUGCAGAAAUCAUGUCGCUGCACGACCAACUCGCUGAGAGCCAUACUUUUAGCCCCAAAACCGGUAAAUAUCUCCUAGUACCGCUCCACUCAACAUUAUCUAGCGAAGAACAGGCGCUAGUCUUCAAGAAGACUAGACCCGGCACUCGUAAGAUCGUGCUCUCUACCAACAUAGCUGAGACCUCUGUCACUAUUGACGACUGUGUAUUCGUUGUUGACUGCGGGAGAAUGAAGGAGAAAAGAUUCGACUCCAACCGCAACAUGGAAUCCCUGGAGCUAGUGUGGGAGUCUUGCGCCAACGCCAAGCAACGUAAAGGCCGCGCGGGCCGCGUAAUGCCCGGCGUGUCGCUGCACCUGUUCAGCUCGCACCGGCACCGCCACCACCUGCUGCCGCAGCCCGUGCCCGAGAUACACCGCGUGCCGCUCGAGCAGCUGCUGCUCAAGCUCAAGAUACUGCCGCUCUUCCAGGACAUGAGCGUACACGAGGUCUUAGGUAAAACGAUCGAACCACCAGAAAAACAGAACAUAGACGGCGCUCUCUCUCGGCUACAAGACGUGGGAGCUCUCGACAAGACCUACAGUCUGACCGCUUUGGGAAAGCAUCUCGCCGCGUUGCCCGUCGACGUGAGGAUAGGGAAACUCAUGCUGUUCGGUGCUAUAUUCUGCUGUGUGGAUUCUGCACUAACUAUGGCAGCGUUUUUAAGUCAUAAAAGCCCGUUUGUUGCUCCGUUUGGAAAGAAGUCUGAGGCAGAUGCGAAAAGAAGAGAAUUUGCGUGUUCACAGAGUGAUCAACUGACUACACUGAGAGCAUACAGGAAAUGGCAGCAAGCAAUGAAGAGCAGUACACACGCGGCCCUUGUCUUCGCUAACGAGAACUUCCUGUCUCACAAGACAUUACUCAUGUUGGCCGACAUAAAACAUCAGCUGUUAGGCCUAUUGGCCUCAAUCGGAUUCGUGCCCGAUAUGCCGGCGCUACGGAAGAAAAUGAGAAAAGAUUCUGUUGCCAGUCUUACUGGGGAUGAGUUAAAUACAAAUGGAAACAACGACAGACUAUUGGCAGCUAUUCUAUGUGCAGCUCUCUAUCCAAAUGUUGUCAAGGUAUUAACACCAGAAAAGUCCUUCCACAUGCAAGCCGGUGGCGCCAUCCCUCGGCAACCUACACCAGACGAAUUGAAGUUCAAAACCAAGACCGAUGGUUACGUUGCCCUCCACCCGUCAUCCGUUAACUCCAGUGUAGGGUACUUUACCAGCCCGUAUCUUGUGUAUCAAGAGAAGGUCAAGACCAGUAGAGUGUUCAUUAGGGAGUGUUCUAUGGUGCCACAGUUGCCGUUGGUGUUGUUUUCUGGAUGCAGUCUAUCCGUGGAAUUGCACGGCGGGACAUUCAUCGUAUCAUUGGAAGAUGGCUGGAUCAUGUUUCAAGUUGAAAAACACGAAGUUGCGGAAAUGUUAAAAACAAUAAGAGUUGAACUCAUAAACUUGCUAGAAGAGAAAAUCAACGAUCCGAGUUUGAACCUAUUGCACUAUGAGAAAGGAAACCGGAUAAUUAAGACUAUCGUUCAAAUCGUCACUAAGGACUAAAUGGAAUGUCCAGACAUGAAUUUAAUACAGGUGCAAUUAAUGUUUUUGAAACUCUUAAAUUAUUUAUAAGUAUGGUAAUGUAUGGGUUGUUUGUGAGAUUUUAAUAACCUCGCAAUAUCUAAUACAAACAAGAGGGUUUGUUCUGGUAGUUGAGUACUUUACCACCGUAUAUUCAAUUUUACCUUAGUUAAAAGUCUCUUAAGCUGGUGGGUGUAAUGGAGAGGAAAUAUACGUCAUUUUAUACAUUUUGCGAACGAUGAUUAAAGUAAGAUUUGAUCAGACUAUUUAAGCAUUUUACGACGUUACGUUUAACGUAUUAAACGAUAUGUUACUAUGAUGCUACUACCAAUCAGAUAUUGCGAGUUCAUUAAUUCCUUACAAAUAACGCUAUACAAAUAGCAAUGUAUGAAUGUAUUGGUGUUCAAAGUUUUAGUAGAAUUGGAAAAGCAUUACAUUUUAGACUUCAAUGCAUUGUCAGGUUAGGUUUUGGUUUAAACAAAUUAUUUAAAUCAUUAAAUUAUUUAAAUCCGUUGCAAAAAAUAUCACACAAUAACUAAGCAAAUUUUAAUAAUUUUCUUUUAAAAUAACUAUUUUUUUUAGCGUAAAAUUCUGUUAUCAGCUUUAGAGGUAAGUUAUGUAAGCGCCAUCUAUGUUUCGCUUGUGUAACUUAAUGUGUAUGCGUUGUUAAUAUACAAAACUAGAGGGCGCUAGUGUCAGUGAGAUCUCUAUAGAAGUAAAACCUUUUUAAUAA
Trichoplusia ni (cabbage looper) is the source of this 4666-nucleotide messenger RNA. RefSeq names its product putative ATP-dependent RNA helicase DHX57. Gene Ontology annotation, cellular component: intracellular anatomical structure. Gene Ontology annotation, molecular function: ATP binding; RNA binding; protein binding. The coding region runs from base 118 to 3915 and encodes 1265 amino acids. NCBI's taxonomy places the organism in Eukaryota, Metazoa, Arthropoda, Insecta, Lepidoptera, Noctuidae. The transcript is spliced from 18 exons. The record is from RefSeq and is a predicted model, not a curated record.